Messenger RNA from Gadus morhua (Atlantic cod), 2110 nucleotides. Its product is annotated as cytosolic sulfotransferase 3. Gene Ontology annotation, molecular function: sulfotransferase activity. The transcript has 8 exons. Bases 274 to 1173 code for a protein of 299 amino acids. The record is from RefSeq and is a predicted model, not a curated record. NCBI's taxonomy places the organism in Eukaryota, Metazoa, Chordata, Actinopteri, Gadiformes, Gadidae.
UUAGAUCUGCUUGGGGAAUAUGCAGGAAGCUCUGGACAAUAGACAAUAGUCUUCUGGAGAGGGGUGGAAACCGUUUGGCCCAAAAGUAAUAGAAAGACGUAUUUCAUGUUAUGGUCGUAAUUCCUAUCUCUAUCAGCCUGUCAAACGUUGAUGCAGUUAUUGUGGUCACAUGACAGUUGUGUAAACCAAAGAGAGGAAGGAAGGGAUUUCAAAAGAACAUAGAGAACGAAAACCAGGGGCUUGCAACGCUGCCAGAAAAGCUAGGGAGAAGAAAUGGCAGCUGACAAGACAAUGAUGCCGCCUCGGCCAAAUCUAUUUGAUUUCCAUGGAGUUUCAAUGGUCCAUUAUUUCACGGACAACUGGGAGAAAAUUCAAAACUUCCAAGCCAGACCAGAUGAUAUCCUGAUUGCAACAUACCCAAAAGCAGGAACUACAUGGGUCUCCUACAUUCUUGAUCUUCUGUACUUCUCUCAGACACAGCCAGAUCGUCAGACAUCCACUCCUAUUCAUGAUAGAGUACCUUUCCUGGAGAUUACGUCGGUUCCAAACCAUCCUUGUGGAACCGAUCUGGCAGACAAUCUGGUUACUUCCCCUCGUCUCAUCAAAACUCACCUGCCGGUCCAGAUGGUUCCCAAGUCCUUUUGGGAACAGAAAUGCAGGGUAGUGUAUGUGGCCCGUAAUGCUAAAGACAAUGCAGUGUCUUAUUACCACUUUGACCGCAUGAAUGUAGUCCAACCCGAGCCAGGAGACUGGAACAGCUUUCUACAGAGAUUCAUGGACGGAAAGAUGGUUUUUGGAUCCUGGUUUGAUCAUGUGACUGGCUGGUGGGAGAAGAAACAGUCCAAUCCUAAAAUCCACUACUUGUUCUUUGAAGAUAUGGUUGAGGACACUGGACGAGAAAUAAACAAGUUGUGCUCCUUUCUUGGUUUGACCUCGACAACCAAAGAGAAGGAACAAAUCAGACACCAAUCGCAGUUUGAUAAUAUGAAGAAAGAUGACAUGGCCAACUAUUCAACUGUGGAAGUCAUGGACUUUAAGAUCUCUCCCUUCAUGAGAAAAGGGAAGGUUGGUGACUGGAAAAACCACUUCACCGUAGCCCAGAAUGAACAGUUUGAUGAAGACUAUAAGAAGAAGAUGAAGAAUACCAUGCUGCAGUUCCGCACUGUAGUCUGAUGUCCGGCAAGACUACUCUUGCAUCAUGAUUAAACCUGAGUGACAGAGGAGGAUAUGUAUGAUCUUUCUACAAGGACAUACAGUGUUUUUCUGGUCUUUAAAACAUUUGUAUGUGUAUAUAUAUAUAUAUUUAUAUUUAGUAAGACCAUGAGUCGUCCUAGACAAGCCGGGGUCACUAAUAGUGCUAAUCAUAAACCAAAUAAUAGUCAGAUAUAGGGCUUGACCAACACAGCCUCUAUUGUGGAAGCAUAGGAGCAUUCAAAUGUUGGUUUUUAUUAUGAUGGAAGUCAUGUAUUUUGUAAUAGUAAUUAAUCGUGAAAUUAUGAUUUGAGUUAAAUCAGCAAAUGUAUAUUUUCAUGUUAGAAUUAGAAUGUUAGAAUUAAAAUGUAUUACAUAGAAUACAUAUUUUCAAAAUGAAUAGGAUAUCUCUGCAAACCAAAGUGGAAAACCAACCGAUGUAAUGAGAUGUUUCUUGAAAGAUGGUUGCAUGUGGCAUCCUUAAUUCAAUGGCAGAAGAUACUCUAAUGAUAACCUUAUUCAUUUAACCUUGGUGUAACUUCUGUAAUUACAGACUAGCUUAGUUUCAAAAAUAUUGAACACGAAAGUUACAAAGAGUUGAACAUAUCCAUCAAUAAUUUCAUUCAUGUUUCUUUUUUACUUUCUGUAAGUAGAAAGUGAUUCUUGUUAAAGGCAUCAAAACGGCUGUGGCAUACAUGCCUAUUCCCCUGCCACCCCCACCAUCUUAUUUGACCCUCCUCUACGUCACAUAAACACAUUUAGUUUAAUUUACUGAGUUUGGACCCUUUAAAAACAUAAACCCAUUAACUUGGAAAACCGCUCAUUUUGCAGUUAGGCUACUCUAUUUUUGCACGUCUUCCUUCUUUUGUAAACUGCCAAAUGUCCCUGCCUGGGGUCAAUACAGUUGAAUCUUAUCUUA